Rotaria socialis is the source of this 609-nucleotide messenger RNA. The record is from the annotation of a GenBank genome assembly. Lineage: Eukaryota; Metazoa; Rotifera; Eurotatoria; Philodinida; Philodinidae.
AUGACAAUGCGAGCGAAUUCUAUUUCAAUUGAGCAAGAAAACAAAUUAAAAGACGCUUUUGCUUUAUUUGAUCGUAUUGGCGGUGGUGCUAUUCGUACAAAAGAUCUUGCCUAUGUUAUACAUUCGAUUGGUUAUCAAACAACUUCGGCUGAAUUAGAAAAAAUGAUACGAGAAGCUGAUCAAGAUGGUAAUGGUCUGAUAGAUUUUGAUGAGUUUAAAUCAAUGAUGAAUCGUAAAGGUGACAGUAAAUUAGAAAUUUUCAAUGAUGAACUUGUUAACGAAGCUUUCCGGAUCUUUGAUAAGGAUGGAAAUGGUUUUAUUACUGAGAUGGAACUUCGUUCUGUGAUGAGUAAUCUUGGUGAAAAAUUAACCGAUGACGAACUUAAUGAUAUGAUUCGAGAAGCUGAUUUAGAUGGAAAUCGUCAAGUAGAUUAUGCAGAAUUUUCUGCAUUAGUUCGUCGUCUUCUUCAAAUACAAAAUCUUUCAACAAAUCUAAAUUUAGUUGAUAACUCAGGAGCAUACGAAGGUCGGGGAAUUAUUCCAUAUAUAGAUGAUGAUGAUCUGGAUGAAGAUUACAAUGACCAAAUCGAUUAUAAUGAUAGAAGAUAA